This is a messenger RNA of Aureobasidium vineae, 3837 nucleotides long. The record is from the annotation of a GenBank genome assembly. Lineage: Eukaryota; Fungi; Ascomycota; Dothideomycetes; Dothideales; Saccotheciaceae.
AUGGCAAGUCUGGCGCUGGGCGUGGGACAGACGAUCGAGCUCAACGAUGGACGGCACGCGAUUGUGCGAUUUCUGGGAGCGACGGGGUUUGCGCCAGGAGAAUGGGUCGGUGUAGAGCUGGACGAGGCCACGGGAAAGAAUGACGGCUCGGUCAAGGGCGAGCGCUACUUUGACUGCGAGGCCAACUAUGGCAUGUUCCUGCGCGCUGCAGGAGUCAGUCGCAUCGUGAGUCGCCCAUCGACGCGACCUACGAGCAUCAACCUCCCGCCAGCUCUCGACACGGCCAAAGCUGCCUCUGCCCUGCCCUCNCCCUACCAAGUCGCCCACCAAGAUCAGUCGCACCGCUACACCCUCGGCCGCUCAGCCUACUCGGAACGCCACCCUCCUACUGCCACCACGGCCGCACGUCGACCUCUGUCCACUGCCGCUACCAAGCCGCGCACCGCCUCGAACCUGAGUGGUCCCUCUACCCUGUCCGCUGCCGCCAGGAGAUCAUCCACCGUACCCUCGUCCAACUCGACUACUACAGCUCAAACUCCACGCAAUCCUGCCUCGACCGCUGCACCAGCUUCAUCUCGUUUGACCACCCGAACAAUCUCCACCACCAGAGGCCUCACUCCUGCCGCCAGACAGCCUUCUACAGCCACAAAACAGACGCCUGCCGCUCGCCGUGUAUCCUCUGCUCCGAGACAGCCCCAGCCUCAAGAUUCUCCUUCACCCAAACCAUCUCCCAGCGCUCCUGCAGACGACUCCCAUACUCAACAUGCCGAAGAGACUGAAGAUGCUCCUCAAUCCUUUGCUCCCUCUUCCAAACCUGCUACCUCUCCCGCUGCUUCUCAUGCCUCGAUACUUCCAACCAAGACUACCGCCCGCGAGGUCGAGGAUUUACAGACAAAGAUGAAGAUUAUGGANACGCAAGCGUCAGGAGGAUCGCGAUGCUCUCAAAAAAUGCAGAAUGUCGAACAGGAGCGCGACAAGUACGCAAACAUUGUCCAGAAGAUGCAGUCCAAGAUGCAAGCUCAGUCGCAUGAAUUGAAUGAUCUGCGAGGUCAACUCAAGGACUCGGAAACCCGCUUGAUCGACAUCGAAGCCAUCCAAGCUGAGCACGAUGCCGUUGUCGAAAUGGCCACUCUCGAUCGUGAAAUGGCCGAGGAGACGGCUGAAUCUCUCAAGACCGAGCUUGAUUCCUUGCGGACUAGNCAACGAGGAAAUGCGCCUGGAGCUCGACAUACUCAAGGAGGAAAACGAAGAACUGGGCAGGAGAUGAACCCUGAGGAGCGCACAAGUCAAGGCUGGCUCCAGCUAGAACGCUCAAACGAAAGACUCAGGGAAGCUCUGUUAAGGCUGCGUGACAUGACACAAGAGCAGGAGGCUGUUUUGAAGAGUCAAAUCACUAGUCUAGAAGACGAGGUCAAGGACUUUGGUCUUCUAAAGCACGACUAUGAGGAGACUAGGGAAAAGCUACUAGCGACCGAGGCUGACCUAGAAGACAUUCGCCAACAGCUUGACGCUGCAAUGGGAGCCGAAGACAUGAUUGAAGAGCUGACUGAACGUAACAUGGCCAUGCAGGAGAAGAUCGACGACUUGGAAUUGGUCAUUGAAGAUCUCGAAAAUCUCAAAGAACUCAACGACGAGCUCGAAAUCAACCAUGUAGAAGCUGAAAAGCAGAUGCAGGAGGAGAUCGACUUCAAAGACAACAUCAUCGGCGAACAAUCACGUCGCUCUGCACAGCAACAACAGGCUAUUGAGGACUGCGAGUACACAAUCUCCCGCUUCCGCGAGCUUGUCACCAGCCUGCAAGCCGACCUGGAAGACAUGCGUGCCUCCCGCCAGAUCACCGAGACUGAAGCAGAAGAAUUGUCGAACCGAAGCCGUGCUAUGAUGGACCUCAACAUGAAGCUACAAAUGUCUGCCGCCAAGACUCAAAUCAAGACUAUUGAUCUCGAGCUGAGGCGUCUCGAGGCGGAAGAAGCAGCUGAGCACCUGGCCAUCGUACAGCUGUUCUUGCCCGACGCAUUCAACGCUGAGCGUGACUCGGUUCUGGCUUUACUACGAUUCAAGCGUGUAGGCUUCAAGUCUCGUCUGCUCAACAAUCUUGUCAAGGAACGUCUGAACGGGCAAGGUACCAAGAUUGCGGAUGAGGACAUAUUCGCCGCCUACAGUGUGCUUGACAGACUCACCUGGAUUGCCCAGAUGAGUGAUCGCUUCAUCGACGGCAUCCGCAGCUGCUCUGCCGAAGAGUUUGCAAGAUACGAGAGCGCUUUGUACGAGCUUGAGCCUGUUGAGAGAGCGUUGAACGCCUACAUUGAUGCUAUCAAGCGUGAUGAUCUGAAAGAAGGCAGAGUGGACGAGGAGCUGCAAAGAUCAAUGGCAGUCAUGUCUCAUCUGGCCUCUCUGCAUAUCAAGGAGUCGCUUGCUGCAUCUGCCAGUGAUAUGCUCAUGCAGGCCUCGCUGGUCCAGACCCAUUUGGACAGCACCUCGUCGGCCCUCGGUCUGUGCAGGUCCCUGGUGCAGAGCCAUGUACCGGUCGCCCAAUCUGAAGAGUCUGAAGAGUCCAACCUGUUCACACAACUGGACAACAUCAUCUCCAGUCUUAGAAGUGCUCGUGUUAUUGUGAACAAGACGCACCGCAAUGUCACAGACCUGCAAUCACGCUCACUGGCAUUGGGUCCUGCGCACCUCGGACUUCUUACUUCUACAGAGAGUCUGACCUCAAAGCUCGCCGUCUUCGGACGUCGUGCAGGCGAGAAGAUCCAGAGUCUCUUUGGCGAGGAAGGCCGUGAAGAGUCCGUCACCUUGAGCGAGACUGAGCUCCUCCUGACCCGUCUGUCCGCAAGCAUCUUCGGCAGCGGCUCAGCAGAGACGACACCUUUCGCCACGUUGACAACCUACCUCGCCUCGCUGACCACCCAACUCAAUGAGCUCAGCGAGAUCUCCGCCAACCUCGAAAACACUCAAGAAUUCGAGCGUCCUGCCGAGCCAUGGGUCACUCGCAGCGUCACCCUCCGCGCAACCAAGCUCACCUCCGUCGACACUGAAGCAGAGGUCGGCCGUCUCACCGAGAUUGUGCGCGAACGCUCUCUGCUCGUCCGCUCGAAAGAGCAGGAGCUCGAGGAGCAGAGUGUCCGUAUCGAAAUGCUCGAAGCACGCAUGGCCGAAGCCACGAAACGAUCCUCAGCCCUCGUAGACUUGGAAACCUCUAUCGCGGUCUUGCAAAGCGAAAAGACUACCCAUCAGACCGCUUUGACCGAAGCUGAGCAACGAGUCACAAGGUUACGCAAGGAAAGAGACGAGUGGAGGAAAUUAGCAGAAGAGAACAGACCUGAUGCCACUGCUACAAAGAACAUGGCUACGGAGAUGGGAGGCGCAAGCAAGAUGGAGCUCGAUAGAGCCAAGCUCCGCAUCGACAGCCUGGAGUCUGCUAUCCGCUAUCUCCAACAGCAAUCUGCGCCCAAACCUGCCACACAUGGCUAUUCUGAUCUGGACUGGCUAGAAGCACCAUUGAUUUCACAGCUACCGAAGGCAGUGCAACGACAGAAGGCUCUGCAAGCAGAAGGAAAAACUGCUUUCACCGAAUUGCUCAAACUCGUGACCGAUUCUAAGCCAGUCUCUCUCAGUGACAUGCCAAAGAACAGGCUGGCAUGGCGCCCUGCGGCACACACUGCCAAGUGGCAUGCUCAGAAGAAGAAGGAAGAUUGGGCUACAUGGCAAGAUUGGGAGCGCGAUCUUCUUGACCGAGUAGAGGGCAAGAAGCUGAAGAAGAUCAGUAGGCCUUCGAAGAACGAGGCUCUCGACAAUCUCCACCACAGCGUUGUCGUUGUAGGAGAAGACGUGUAA